CAAAUCGAUAAGAUUAAAAAAGUAGACGAAAAAGUAUUUUUAUAUGUAAUAAUUGCUCUCUGAAAUUUGUUUCUCUUUAUUUAUUUUUUUUCCAAAAAAUAUAAUUAAAAAUAAUGCCUUCAAAUAUCCACCACCAUAACUGAACCAGAACACUGAAGAAACUAACACAUAAAAAUGGAGCACAAUUUGGCAUCAGAUAUGGCAGGAAAACCCAUACGAUGCAAAGCAGCAGUAGCCAGGGAAGCAGGGGAGCCGUUGAUCCUGGAAGAAAUUCAGGUUCUGCCACCCGAGCCUGGAGAGGUUCGGAUAAAGAUUCUUUGCACAUCCCUCUGUCAUACUGACGUCACCUGGUGGAAAUUAAAAGCCGGGCCUAUUGAUUUCUUACCUAGAAUUUUCGGCCACGAAGCAGCCGGUAUUGUGGAGAGUGUGGGGGAAAACGUGGAGGAAGUGAAAGCAGGGGAUCUGGUUCUGCCGGUGUUCCAGAGGAACUGUGGGGAAUGCAAGGACUGUAAUUCGAAGAGGGGGAAUGUUUGCUCGAAAUUCGCCGUCGAGUAUUUCGGGGGAAUGCCUAGGUACGGCGGCGCCACCAGAUUUCUCGACGGCGAUGGAUCUCCGAUACACCACUUCCUCUCCGUUUCGAGCUUCUCUCAGUACACGGUGGUUGACGUCACCCACGUCGUCAAGAUCGGCCCUGAUAUUCCCAUCGACAAAGCUUGCUUGCUCAGCUGUGGAGUAACCACCGGUAUCGGUGCAGCGUGCAAGGUUGCUGAGGUAGAACAAGGUUCCACCGUAGCAAUUUUUGGGCUUGGAUCUGUUGGACUGGCGGUAGUAAUUAUUAUUAUUUUAGUUUUUUUAAACAAGAAAUAUAUUCUGAUAAUAUAUCAUAGGGUAAAUAGCACUUAA
Erythranthe guttata (spotted monkey flower) is the source of this 903-nucleotide messenger RNA. Lineage: Eukaryota; Viridiplantae; Streptophyta; Magnoliopsida; Lamiales; Phrymaceae. The record is from RefSeq and is a predicted model, not a curated record.